Danaus chrysippus (African queen) is the source of this 669-nucleotide messenger RNA. The record is from the annotation of a GenBank genome assembly. NCBI's taxonomy places the organism in Eukaryota, Metazoa, Arthropoda, Insecta, Lepidoptera, Nymphalidae.
AUGGAAGUAAGGGAGAACCAGGGCCGAGAGGUCCUCCUGGAUUGGAUGGUCCACCUGGACUUGAUGGAUUACCUGGUCCCUAAAGGUUGGGAUGGUGCUCCAGGCAUGAAGGGAGAUAAAGGUUUCCAAGGACCUAUGGGCCCACCAGGCUUACCAGGUCCUCAAGGAAUAAUGGGUAUUCAAGGUGAACGUGGUGAAACAGGUCGUAUGGGAUUACAAGGUGUACCUGGAAUACCUGGUGCUCCUUGUGCUACAACAGACUAUCUAACUGGCAUCCUUUUAGUGCGUCACAGUCAAACAAAUAUAGUACCCCAAUCCAAUGUCAUAGCUGUUCACAGUCAAACUCUUGAUAUACCUAGUUGUCCAGUGGGUUGGAAUUCAUUGUGGAUUGGAUACAGUUUUGUUAUGCACACUGGAGCUGGUGGACAAGGUGGUGGUCAAGCGCUUGCUAGUCCGGGAUCUUGUCUUGAAGACUUCCGAGCAACACCAUUUAUUGAAUGUAAUGGUGAAGGUGGUACUUGCCAUCAUUUCGCCAAUAAACUUAGUUUCUGGCUAACAACUAUAGAUGAUAAGAAGCAAUUCGCGAAACCAGAGCGUGAAACUCUUAAAUCUGGACGGCUUUUGCAACGAGUGUCUAGAUGCGCUGUUUGCAUUAAAAAUACCACAUAG